GGGGCCGAGCCAGGUUUUUCUAGGGUCCAGACACCCAGGUCUCCUAGUUGGCUCUCUCCGUAGCUUCUCUGUGAUAUUCUAACCAGUGCUUGCCAAGAUGAUGUGUGGCGCGCCAUCCGCCACAAUGCCGGCCACGACCGAGACGCAGGAGAUCGCCGACAAGGUGAAGUCUCAACUUGAAGAGAAAGCAAAUCAGAAGUUUGAUGUCUUUAAAGCCAUAUCCUUCAGGAGACAGGUAGUGGCCGGCACCAACUUCUUCAUCAAGGUUGAUGUCGGCGAAGAAAAAUGUGUGCACUUGAGGGUGUUUGAACCCCUCCCUCAUGAGAACAAGCCUUUGACCUUGUCUUCUUACCAGACCGACAAAGAAAAGCACGAUGAGCUAACCUACUUCUGAUUCUGCAGCCCCUUUGCCAAAUACUUCACCUUUGGAAUCCGUGUUUGGGACCACGAAGUAAAUACCCCUCUGUGAGCAGCUUCCUUUGUGAUGCCCAAACGGCGUUGUAUUUUGUUUCUUUCCAAACAAUUAUUUUCAGAAAACUGUAUAAAACUAUCUCUCUAAAUAUAUAUUUUUAGAGACCGUA
Molecule: messenger RNA, 581 nt
Organism: Rattus norvegicus (Norway rat)
Lineage: Eukaryota; Metazoa; Chordata; Mammalia; Rodentia; Muridae
Gene: Cstb
Product: cystatin B
Exons: 3
Coding region: 98-394 (98 amino acids)
Biological process (GO): amyloid fibril formation; negative regulation of proteolysis
Cellular component (GO): nucleolus; cytoplasm; nucleus
Molecular function (GO): cysteine-type endopeptidase inhibitor activity; endopeptidase inhibitor activity; protease binding
Source: RefSeq, marked validated